Molecule: messenger RNA, 758 nt
Organism: Vigna unguiculata (cowpea)
Lineage: Eukaryota; Viridiplantae; Streptophyta; Magnoliopsida; Fabales; Fabaceae
Source: RefSeq, a predicted model, not a curated record
AUGGUACUUCUCAUCGUGGUAGCUUUAUUUGCUUUCUUACAGCUGCAAAUUGUUUUAAUAGUUUACUGGCUCUGGAAUCGAACUAAACCAUUUGUAAUGAGCCGUUGCUUCGUUAACACAAACGGAAUUCAAUACAUCGAUAACGUUAAUGUUGUAUUUUGCAACCAAUGCGGCCACUGUUCGAAGUCCAACAACGUGGCUGGGAAAGAGACUACCAGUGACUCAGGUUCAACGGUUGUUUCUGUGGCUCCUCCGUCAACCUCCUCGCCGGUGAGGGAGAAGUUUAGAGUGACAAAAAAGGUUGAUCCAGACAACAGUUUCAGACACCAACGUGAAAUGAUUCAGAAGAAGAUGAAGAUAGAAAAAAGAGAUGACAGAAAACAAAUUCACCCAUACGAAAAUAAUGGAGAGGGACUUGAAAGUAUACGACUUCUCAGAUUGGCAUUGGCUUUGAAGAUCGUAAAAUAUGUAUCAAAAUUCAAGUCUGAGAUGACAGGAAUUGACGGUGAGAAGUUAUGCCUACUGCUAGAACACAUAUUUGAGAAGAAGAUUGAGAAAACACCUAUUUCCAUGGCUACAAAUACAAUGGUAGUUGGUGGUGACAAAACAGAGCAGGGGAAAGAGGUGUGAUAAGUCUCUUUGCACGAGGCUCUGUCUGUGUUCUCACUGAAAAAAAGUUCAUAGCCCAGUGCAAGAUCAAAUUAAAUAUCAGUUUUUUUUCAGCUGUACCUUCUUUUUAAACAAAGUUUUUUACUAAA